Molecule: messenger RNA, 5208 nt
Organism: Doryrhamphus excisus (bluestripe pipefish)
Lineage: Eukaryota; Metazoa; Chordata; Actinopteri; Syngnathiformes; Syngnathidae
Gene: egr3
Product: early growth response 3
Biological process (GO): regulation of transcription by RNA polymerase II
Molecular function (GO): DNA-binding transcription factor activity, RNA polymerase II-specific; RNA polymerase II cis-regulatory region sequence-specific DNA binding
Source: RefSeq, a predicted model, not a curated record
AGUAUAGAGCCGCUCUCUUUAAUUUGCACACUCCACAUUGGCCACAAGCAGCCCACAAAGGCUUCCACACUGAUCCGAGUCAUAACCAAAUAGUUUUGAGUGCGGAACCAGAAUCGGCGCUGCUCGUCCAUCCGAGCCGGGAGAUAAACUUCGGACAGCACCAGAAGCUGGACCCGUCCGUCCCACGACUCAUCUCUCCUUUCCAAAGCAACCUGACCACCCCGCUGUUAGGUGCACCUGAGCGGGGGGGGAGGGGGAUAUACGUGUACGCUGGCCUCCCUCGUCCACGCCGGAGCGACUCGCAGUGCUAUGACCGGGAAAGUGGCGGAGAAGCUCCCUCUUACCAUGAGCAGUCUAAUAAACAACAUCCCCGACAGUCUGUACCCAGAAGAGGACGUCCCCACGUCUAUGAACAUUUUCACCAGCACGGAAUCUAUUAACCACUACGCGCAGAUGAACACGGAUAACAUCAUGGAUAUAGGCAUGGGGAGUGAGAAAGCAAGUGCGGAGAUUCAGUAUGGAUCCAGCUUCCAGUCCAACCGGAGUGGGCAGACCGUCACCUAUUUGGGCAAGUUUGCCUUUGACACGCCGUCAUCAGGUGGGAUCGGCGGCUCUGGCUGGUGCUCUGACAACAACAUCAUCAGCCUCGUCAGCGCGGGAAUCCUUGGUGUCUCGCCGUCACCUGGCACGGUCAGCGCUCAGACGCCAUCCUCAGCAGCCAGCAUGGGUGGACAGAACUCUGACAUGGAGCAGGUUUACGGCCCGCCGCUGCCCGCCUACUCCACCUGCAGUGACCUAUACCAGGAUCAGGUGUCCUUCCACCACAGUCCUGCCACCAGUACAGCUCUUGCUUAUCCUGGCAAUGACUAUCACUCCACGUCCAAAGCCUCAAUGGAUGGCAGCCUUUUUUCCAUGAUCCCUGACUACAACCUUUUCCAUCAUCAAGGGGAAGUCAGUGUGAUGGAGCACAAGCCCUUUCAGACUAUGGACCCCAUUCGAGUCAACCCUCCGCCCAUCACUCCCCUUGAAACAAUCAGAGCAUUCAAAGACAAGCAGCAGAUUCACCCAGGUUUCAUCGGCGGGCAGCAGCACCCUCCUCCUCACCACCCACCGCCACAGACACUGACGCUCAAACCCAUCAGACCACGGAAGUAUCCCAAUCGCCCCAGCAAAACCCCCGUCCAUGAACGUCCGCAUGCUUGCCCGGCAGAGAACUGUGACAGGCGGUUCUCACGCUCGGACGAGCUAACGCGGCACCUCCGUAUCCACACAGGCCACAAACCCUUCCAGUGCAGAAUCUGCAUGCGCUCUUUCAGCCGCAGCGACCACCUGACCACACACAUCCGCACGCACACCGGCGAAAAGCCGUUCUCCUGUGAGUUCUGCGGGCGCAAGUUCGCCCGAAGCGACGAGCGAAAGAGACAUGCUAAAGUUCACCUCAAACAGAAGGACAAGAAGGCGUCCGACAAAGGGAGCGGAGUGAUCGGGAGCCACAGCUCGCCUAACAACUCCUGCGGAGGGCCCAUCUUGGGGACCUCAUGACCAUAACUACCUGCACUUAGAGUGGAGCCUGCCCCUUAAACAGACUCAGGACAAUGGGGCCGCAUCCAUCGUAAGACAACAAAACAUAGAUGACUUGUCCGCUUCUCUCUUUGGUUGCACUCCUUCCGUUUUGAGAUGGCUGCUUUUCAUUUCAGUAACAGGGAAGAGGCUGCAGUGCCCAUCAGAGAGAAUCUUAGUACAUUCCGUCCAAAAAGGCCACUGUAUAUCUUUACUGGGUUCGCUGUGGUUCCACGUUGGUCAAUUUCUUAACUGAGAGGAAGCCAGAAUCUAUCACAGGGAUCAAAACAGACAAACUAAACAAAGGAGCAAAGUCAAAGGGUGAGUUGUCUGGGAUGUAUGCAGUGAUUUUACUAGGCUGUUUAAAAGUGCAAUUGGUUGUGUUUGUGUAUGGUCACGGACACCUUAUAGUGGCACUUGUCUUUUCUGUUGUUUUUUUCUUUUGUUGAAGUGUGGUGUUUUUGUUUUUUGUUUUUUUGUAUUUGAAUGUUGUUUUCUCCAAUGAAUGUGCCAAAUGUAUUUUGUGGUAACUCAGCCAACCUUGUUCUUAUUAUUGUGCCUGAUAUUUGCCAAACACACCAGUGAUAUCAGCUUCCACUUGGGGUUAUUAAAAGAAAGGUCACAUUCCAAACUUAUCUCUCAUUUAGAUUUAUGUGCAGUUUGACUAAAUGUAAAUAACAACUGAAUGGGUCACGAGUGGUCCUGUUUCAUGCCUCCAGCAGCCAAGGCCAUGCACAAUGGCUUUAUAUGAUGUUAAAAGAAAUAAUUGACUUUUUUUAAUCCCAUCAACACUGUUCAUCAUCAUUUGAAAGCAAUAUUUGAUGAGAUCAAAACAUAAACGGAGAGACAACAAACAACAAAUAUGUGGCACUAGGUUACAAACCAGCAGUAUACUGUGUGCUUACCAGUAUCUGCAUGCACUGUUAACAUGUAUUUGCUAUGUUGAGAUUUUAAGAAUGAGCAGCUAACUGGUAUGAUUUAAAAAUAUCCAAAUAAUCUGACAACAAAAAGGGUUUCUUGCUUUUGUACCAUAUACAAAUAUGUCUGCAGGUCGCUAGAGUACAAGUUUUGCGCUCAACUGCACUAUACAUCAGUAUUUUUGCACACAAGUGCAUAUAUACAGUAUGUGCAUGCCAGUAUGCACAAUGUGUAAAAUGCAAAAAUCUGCAUAAAUUAAAGGAGACGCUUUGACUGAAUGCUUGUGCAGAAUAUGUUUUCCAGCUUUUGGUUGACAGCCAUGUCGGGUAUUGAAAAAAAAUGUGGAAGCAUUAAAAAUAAGGUGUUUUACACACAACAAUUGCACCAUCCACACACAUUAAAAUUCAUUUAAAGAAGCACAUCUUUUUGUGAACUCCACUUCCAUUCUGCAGAAGCUAAAUGAUUGCAUAGUCUCUUGAACUAUAUAGUGGGAAGCCAACAUUUUCAUAUCAUGUGGUUUUAUAUUGACCAUUGUGCUGAAAGGACGUGAAACACACAUCAUGUCUUCUUUUCAAAGCAACCAAAUCUGCAAAAUAUACUGCAGGAUAUUCUUCCCCCCAUUGUUUAUUCUACCUUUUCAAACCAAACAGAACUAAUCAACAUACCCGGCAUCAAGAAGUAAAGAAUGACUGAAGAACGAAAAGACAGAGUGACUGAAAGCCAUGAAACAUCAAGCUAAUGAUACUCAUCUUUCUACACAAUUGAUGUGAGGCUAUUUUAUUAGCGCUAAUGUGCAUUUUGGGACUAAUAACCAUCCUUAUGUGGCAAGGCUGUUGCUCAUUUAAAAUGAUUAGAAUCCUUACUUCUAUAACUUCUAUAACAAGCUUGGCUGGUUCGUCUUUUUGGUCCUCAAAGAAUGGUGGUGCUUGUUAGAUGACAGUGUAUCUUGUAUUUGAGUAAGACUAUUAGAAUAGAUAAAAUGCUGUAGAGGGCAGGACCAAAGGGAAUUAUGGACAGGUGCAAUGGCUAGAAAAAGUGUUUGAAAAUAUAACAGAGAAGACGUUGUGGAUUUAGCAUCACAGGCCGUGUUCUCUGGCUCUCUUCUGGAACAACCAAUUUUCACUGCUGAGUUUGCUGGCAAGUGUCCACUUACUUUCCAAUUAUUUUGGCCUCAGAGGGUCUUUUCUCAGCUCAUCUACAUGGAUAAAUGAACAGGCACCCUUGCAUUUUGGGCAGAGAAUUCAACAUAAAAUAUAUAUACAAAGGCAUGCUUCUUAUUUUGAACCAAGAUUUGACUUUUAGAAUGGUCCGAUUUUCUUAAUGUACCCUCACAACACGAUGUAGCAGCUAUUCCCAUGCAGUAAAGCACAAAGCAAUAUUGUUUAUGACGUGAUUAGAUAUAGCAACUAUUUAUGUUAAAUGUAAUAUAAUGUAUAAACAAUAAUAAAUAAUGUGACAUUAUCCAGUGAUUAUAGAUUCAUGGUUUUGAAUAUAUUUGAUCAAAAAGAGAAGCUAUUCUUGAUUUGACACUUGCUUAGUGAGAAUGGAUGUGUUUAAUUAUAUGUUGAAUGUGGCCUCCUCGCAGGGAAGGCGGUGUUUAUGUUGCAUUGUUUCGAGGAAUGCAGCACACUCUGGUUUUCCAUGACUAAAUGAAGCCAUGUAUAAUUACAACCUCACAAAUUUGAUGUCACUGGUCACAUACUCUUGAAUGUGUUUGUCACUUUGUUUCAUGACAUUUUUUUAAAUUCUGUAAUGAGCAGAUGGAUUUAGGCUCUUCUAAUUCUCACCCCCUCACUAUAUAGUACGGUGGUAAAAACAAUACAAGCAUCAGGAAAUAAUCCUCCUGUGUGAAUCCUAUAGAUGUAUUAAACAAUCUUUUCUCCGAGAACAAUAUUAUUUACAUGUUUUUACAAUUCACAAAAGGAGAGGGUGAGUGCUCUGACAGAAAGUGGAAUAUGCCUCAUCUUCCUUGGCUCCACUUUGGACACCAUCCAACAUCAGCAGCCAUCUUUGUGCCAAACUGGGUUGCAGGGUUGGCUGAUCAAAAACAAUAUGCCAUGAAGACUCACACAGGAACAACAAAUAAAAAAGUGACCUCAGUCUGCUUGCAAGUGGAAGGCAGCCUUAUGCUAAUGUUUGUGUUUUUAAUUGUUUGAUUUGGUUUUUGUAAACAUGGCCACGGGGCAAUAGGCUUGUGUGUAAGAUACAUUCUGGACUUCCAGCGUGGCUUCAGGGAUCAUGUGUCCAUUUACGGUAACACUACGGUAUUCACGCAAGCAGUCCCCCCCCCACACCUCCCAUGUUGUGUUGUGUUUCCUUUUCAUUGCAGUAUAUCCUCAUGUUUGCAUGUGCACGGAAAUGUUCCAAAGCGCCGGGUGUCAAUGCUGCGGGCGGUGCUCAUUUCUUUAUUAUGCAUGAAAAUACAACGGGUGGGAAAAUGGGAUGAUAACCAUUCAUGUUCAAGACGCACACUGGGGUAACUGUUCUGUUGUUUUUGAUUUUUUGUUUGUUUUUCCCAGAAAACAUGUUGUAGAUGUCUUUUUGGCCUAUUUCCGUGUUUCUACUACCUUAUAAUAAGGUCCUUUUAUGAUGAGCUGAAUAUUGAAAUGAAUUUUACUCUCUUUGUGAUGGGGACAUGUGCUCCCCUGUUUACUUGGCACUUCAGUUUGUUGUCAUGCAAAUGUUCUGUCAUUUCUAUGUAAGUACUUGAAUAAAGAAAGAUACCACAUA